Messenger RNA from Pectinophora gossypiella (pink bollworm), 440 nucleotides. RefSeq lists its product as uncharacterized. Lineage: Eukaryota; Metazoa; Arthropoda; Insecta; Lepidoptera; Gelechiidae. The transcript is spliced from 3 exons. The record is from RefSeq and is a predicted model, not a curated record. The coding region runs from base 45 to 440 and encodes 131 amino acids.
ACCAAACACCAAGGGCUACGAGAGUGUACGAAAAAACCCCAAAAAUGCAAUUCCAAUACUAUGUAUUAAUAGCUUUACUAUUAUCAAGACACAAUGGUCUGUGUGAGGAGGAGGAGGAAUCGUCUACUACACGGAAAUACCGGAUAACUGAUACGGUUAGCACGUGCAGUGACCGUUUAUCCAAAUUCAUUGCAGCGCUGUGCGGUAAAGUAAUCAAAAUCGUCAAAAGAGAUGCUACAUCGCUAAUGAUAGAUAAGCUAGCACCAAAAGACCUGCAUAUAAACGGGGAGCCACAGAAGUGGGGCUCAAAGAGGUUGGUGCGCAUGCGCCGGCAGGUGGCGUCGGAGUGCUGUAAUCAGGCGUGCACUGUCGGCAACCUCAUCAUGUACUGCUCCGACGAAGCCAAGCUCGUGCAGGAAGACCCUGACAUAUUCACAUAG